This is a messenger RNA of Cuscuta campestris, 4565 nucleotides long. The record is from the annotation of a GenBank genome assembly. Lineage: Eukaryota; Viridiplantae; Streptophyta; Magnoliopsida; Solanales; Convolvulaceae.
CAAACCACACACUCUCAGCAUCGUCCCGCCAAGGGGUUUUCUUCCCCUUCCCGGAGCUAGAAUUGAGUGUGAGAGAGAAAUAAAUCUAAAAAAAUGAGCUUCGCCGCAUACCGAAUGAUGCAUUUGCCGACCGGCGUAGAGAACUGCGCCGCCGGCUUCAUCACGCAUUCCGCCGCUGAUUUCAUUCCCCUGGUUCAGACGGAAGACCUUGAUUCCGACUGGCCUUCUCCCAAGCCGAUUGGCGCUGUCCCCAAUCUCGUCGUCUCCUCUGCUAAUGUCCUAGAAAUUUAUGCUGUUAGGCUUCAGCAGGCCACUGUCAGAGAAUCUAACAAGCCUCUGGAAGCUAAGCGAGGCGGAGUGAUGGAAGGAAUUUCCGGUGCUUCGCUGGAGCUCGUCUGUCAUCACAAGUUACACGGCAAUGUUUACUCCAUGGAGGUGUUAUCAGCUGGAGGGGUUGACAGUGGGAGGAGGAGGGACUCCAUAAUUUUGGCGUUCGAGGAUGCAAAGUUUUCUGUGCUCGAGUUUGAUGAUUCCAUACAUGGUCUUAGGACCAGCUCAAUGCACUGUUUUGAAGGUCCAGACUGGCUUCAUUUAAGAAGAGGUAAAGAAUCAUUCGACAGAGGUCCAUUUGUAAAGGUUGAUCCACAGGGCAAGUGUGCUGGAGCUUUGGUUUUUGAGCAACAGAUGAUAAUACUUAAAGCUGCUGAGGCUAGCACUGCUUUAAUUGGAAAAGAUAGUGCACUGAAUGCGGGAGGUGCAUCUUCUGCUCGUAUCGAGUCUUCUUAUAUCAUCAAUUUGAGAGAUCUUGAUGUGAAGCAUGUUAAAGACUUUACAUUUGUUCAUGGUUAUAUUGAGCCUGUAAUGGUUAUCCUUCACAAAAAAGAGCUUACUUGGGCUGGCCGUGCAUCAUGGAAACAAAACACAUGUAUGAUUUCAGCAUUCAGUAUCAAUACAACACUGAAGCAGUCUCCAUUGAUAUGGUCACAUUCUAAUUAUCCACACGAUGCAUAUAAGCUUCUUGCAGUGCCAUCUCCUGUUGCUGGAGUUCUUGUACUUGGAGCAAACACUAUUCAUUAUUAUAGUCAGUCAGCUUCAUGUGCUUUGGCUCUGAACAAUUUUGCUCUCUCUGUUGAUAGUACAGAAACUUCAAGAGCUUCUUUCAGUGUGGAGCUUGAUUCUGCUAAUGCCACUUGGUUGACAAAUGAUGUUGUGAUGCUAUCAACAAGGACAGGGGAACUUCUUUUAUUAACACUUAUACAUGAUGGAAGAGUUGUGCAAAGGCUGGAUCUUUCCAAGUCCAGAGCGUCGGUGCUUACAUCAGGAAUCUCUACUGUUGGGACCUCAUUAUUCUUUUUGGGCAGUCGAUUUGGGGAUAGCUUGCUUGUGCAGUUUACUAGUGGUUUAGGAGCACCAAUGUUGCCUUCAGGUGGAAAGGAUGAGGCUGGAGAUAUUGAAAAUGAUGUCCCUUCUGCGAAGAGGCUGAGGAGGUCUUCGUCUGAUGCAUUACAAGAUAUGCUCAAUGGGGAAGAGCUGUCAUUGUAUGGUACAUCAGCAAAUAAUGCACAGUCAGCACAAAAAACCUUCUCAUUUGCAGUGAGGGAUUCUUUGAUCAAUAUUGCCCCCCUGAAAGACUUUUCACAUGGUUUGAGAAUAAAUGCUGAUCCAAAUGCCACUGGAGUUUCUAAACAAAGUAACCAUGAAUUGGUGUGUUGUUCUGGCCACGGGAAGAACGGCGCUCUUUGUGUACUCCAGCGAUCAAUUCGCCCAGAAAUCAUUACUCAAGAAUCAUUGCCUGGUUGCAAGGGAAUUUGGACUGUUUAUCACAAGAGCACGCGCAGUAACCUUAAUGAAUCAUCAAAAAAUGCAGAUGAUGAUGAUGAGUAUCAUGCAUAUUUGGUUAUUAGUUUGGAGACUCGCACUAUGGUUCUGCAGACUGCCAAUAGUUUGGAGGAGGUUACUGAAAAUGUAGAUUACUAUGUUCAGGGAACCACUAUAGCUGUUGGAAAUUUAUUUGGGAGGCGUCGUGUUAUACAAGUGUUUGGUCAUGGUGCUCGAAUUAUUGAUGGAACCUUUAUUACUCAAGAGCUGAGUUUCAAGGCUUCCAACUUGGACCCCUCUUCAGGUUCUGAGGGUAUUGCAGUAUGUUCUGCUUCAAUUGCUGACCCCUAUGUCUUGCUAACCAUGACAGAUGGAAGUAUUCAGCUUCUCAUUGGUGAUCGUUCUGCAUGCACUGUUUCUACUGCUACUCCAGCAGUAUUUGGAAGUUCAAAGAAGUUAAUUUCUUCUUGCACACUCUUUAGUGAUGAAGGUCCUGAGCCGUGGCUUCGCAAGACUAGUACUGAUGCUUGGCUUUCCACUGGCGUUGAAGAGGCAAUUGAUGGUGCUGAUGGUAUAUCUCAUGAACAAGGAGACGUGUACUGUGUCGUUUGUUAUGAAGAUGGUAAUCUUGAAAUCUUCGACGUGCCUACUUUUAGUUGUGUUUUCUCUGUGGAUAAAUUUGUGUCUGGAAGGAGCUACCUCGUUGACACCUUAAUCCAACAAGAUCCAUCUAUCGGUUCUAGUCUAAAAAGUUCUGGUGAUGUUACCGGACAUGGAAAAAAGGAUGACAUUCAGAACAUAAAAGUAGUUGAAUUGGCCAUGCAGAGGUGGGUAGGGCAACAUAGCCGCCCUUUUAUUUUUGGAAUAUUGUCUGAUGGAACUAUUCUCUGCUACCAUGCCUACAUUUUUGAAGGUUCCGAAAAUUAUUCACAAAGUUCUACAAAUAUCAGUAGUGCUAGUGCUUCUAGGCUUAGAAAUCUAAGAUUUAUACGCGUUCCACUUGAAAAUUAUGCAAGGGAAGAGGUAUCACCUGGAAAAUCAUUACAACGUAUAAAUAUUUUUAAGAAUGUUGGUGGUCUACAAGGAUUGUUCCUUGCGGGGUCAAGGCCAGCUUGGUUGAUGAUGUUCCGUGAACGACUCCGAAUGCAUUCCCAGCUUUGUGAUGGACCUAUUGCUGGCUUUGCUGUUCUUCACAAUAUUCCAUUGAAGGGGACUCCACAUCAAGUCACUUAUUUAUCUGACAAGAAUUUAUAUCCGCUAAUAGUUUCAGUUCCGGUUCUUAAGCCCCUUAAUCAGGUUAUUUCUUCUCUGACUGAUCAAGAUGCUGGUCAGCAACCUGAUCAUGAUAACUUAAAUUUUGAAGGGACUUAUCAAAUUGAAGAGUUUGAGAUUCGGAUCAUGGAACCUGAAAUAUCCGGGGGACCAUGGCAGACAAGGGCAAGUGUUCCUAUGCAAAGCUCUGAAAAUGCUCUGACUAUUAGAGCUGUGACACUACUCAAUACCACAAAAAGAGAAAAUCAAACACUUCUGGCUGUUGGGACGGCUUAUGUGCAAGGGGAAGAUGUUGCUGCAAGGGGUCGUGUGCUUAUAUUUAAUGUUGAAAGGACAAAUGACAACAGUCGGACUUCGGUCUUGGAAGCCUUUUCCAAGGAGUUUAAGGGUGCUAUUUCUGCUCUUGCUUCACUUCAAGGUAAUUUGUUGAUAGCUGCGGGCCCUAAGAUCAUCUUGCACCAAUGGACGGGUUCAGAACUUAUUCCUAUUGCCUUCUAUGAUGUCCCCCCUCUCCAUGUUGUGAGCUUGAACAUUGUGAAGAAUUUCAUACUUCUUGGAGACAUUCACAAAAGCAUAUAUUUCCUCAAUUGGAAGGAGCAAGGGUCUCAACUUGCUUUAUUGGCUAAGGAUUUUGGGUCACUUGAUUGUUUAUCAACUGAGUUUUUAAUUGAUGGAAGCACUCUUAGUCUUGCAGUCUCAGAUGAUCAAAAGAAUAUUCAGAUAUUUUAUUACGCGCCAAAGAUGGCAGAGAGUUGGAGGGGACAGAAGCUUCUGUCCAGGGCAGAGUUCCAUGUUGGUGCCUCCAUUUCCAAGUUCUUGCGGUUACAGCUGCUUCCAACUUCAUCUGACCGAACUGGAACCGACAAAACAAAUCGCUUUGCUCUAUUAUUUGGUACACUGGAUGGUGGGCUUGGAUGCAUAGCUCCUUUGGAAGAACUCACUUUCCGUAGGCUUCAGUCUUUGCAGAAAAAGCUUGUGGAUGCUAUUCCCCAUGUGGCAGGACUGAACCCGAGAUCUUUCCGGCUGUACCGGUCUAAUGGAAAGGCUCAUAGGCCCGGGCCCGACAACAUUGUAGAUCUCGAAUUGCUUUUCCAUUAUGAGAUGCUGAGUUUGGAGGAGCAGCUUGAGAUUGCCCACCAGAUUGGAACUACUCGCACCCAGAUUAUGUCCAACCUUAAUGACUUUACCAUUGCCACAAGCUUCUUCUAAUCCUAGUACUGUAAGUCUGUACUACAUUUAACUGGAAAACACAAAGGAAAGAAAAAGCUACCCUCAUCUUCUAUGUAUAUGUAUAUAUUUUCUUUCUUUUAUUAGAAGAAGAAUUAAACCAUCUUGUAUUGAUGUUGUGACUCUUCUUUCUGCUGAAAUUGCGCAAUUUUGACGUGGUAAGAGGAAACUAGGAAAGCAGAGUGUUGUAAGGGACAGUUUCUGAUCGAUUAAAUUCACUGUGUGACGAAUCAAAUCAUGUGGAUCAA